GAUUCCAAAUAUAUACCGUUAAUUGUUCGAUGGAUCAUUCACCAGAUGACUCUGCGAACGAUCCCGCAUGUGUUGCCAGAAGUCGAAAGAACUUUUCAUCCCGUAUUAUAAGCCGAUUGUCAAGGUAAUGUUUCAUCUCCGAGUUCAGAGAUUGUUUGUGUUCUAAUGAAAAUCGUCUAUUUCAACAGAAUAAUGAAGCAUGCCCUAAAGACUAAGACAGAGAGAGUUAAUAAAUCUCUGCUAUGUGCCUUAUACCUAUGGAAUAUUUGGAAUCAAAGCAACUGCAUCAUUACUGUUUCGGCUCAGUGUGAAAAUGGCUUCGAAAUGUCUUGUUUGUGGACACACAGCGAGAAAUCUGCAUUGAGAUUCACCUCUAAAUUUGAAUCUGGUGAGCGUUACAUCGAGCUGACCAACUGUGAUCACCCGGACUGUGGCUUAGCAGUGAUUCAGAGUCCAUGGCUGAGGGCCAGGGCAAAGGAACAGUGGACAACCCUCCACUACAAAGUAUACGGUUAUUCCUCUGUGUACCUCAGGCUAUACAUGAUGACAGAAGGAUCGGCUCAGCAACUCCUCUUUUCCAAAGCGGGAAAUUACGCUUACGAGUUUCCGAAGACCUGGUCCUCAAAGCCCAUCAGGAUUCCAGCUUCUCAAUCCAGGCACAGAAUGCUUCUAAAAGCUUAUACUCCUUACAAAGAAGCUCUUGUUGCCGUACGAGAUAUAAAUUUGGAUGGUAGCGUCAUUUUCGGAAGUACAACCACUGCGUUUUACGAUACAGAUGACACCAAAAGUAUUCCAGAUGAGUACAGCUUUGGAAGUGAAGAAAUUGAGAAAGAUAAACAAGAUUUUGAGUAUGAUGAAGAUGAUGAUGAACCAGAUGAUAAACCAGAAAAGCUAUCAUUAGAAGCUAUUGACUUUGUUACAGAAGAAGACUUGAUACUUGGGUGCACAAUAGGUAAGCGAGCUUUGUGUAUUUUCAUGCACAGUCUUUCCUUGAUUACAAGAAUUUAUGGAACAAAAAUUAAUAUGGCAUGUGCUUCUUGUUUCGAUACAUUGUAA
Molecule: messenger RNA, 1056 nt
Organism: Uloborus diversus
Lineage: Eukaryota; Metazoa; Arthropoda; Arachnida; Araneae; Uloboridae
Exons: 10
Coding region: 166-1056 (296 amino acids)
Source: RefSeq, a predicted model, not a curated record